This is a messenger RNA of Daldinia loculata, 1272 nucleotides long. Its product is annotated as mitochondrial genome maintenance MGM101. The coding region runs from base 231 to 1055 and encodes 274 amino acids. The record is from RefSeq and is a predicted model, not a curated record. NCBI's taxonomy places the organism in Eukaryota, Fungi, Ascomycota, Sordariomycetes, Xylariales, Hypoxylaceae. The transcript is spliced from 2 exons. Gene Ontology annotation, cellular component: mitochondrial nucleoid; mitochondrial chromosome. Gene Ontology annotation, biological process: recombinational repair; interstrand cross-link repair. Gene Ontology annotation, molecular function: single-stranded DNA binding.
GGCCAAUUGACUAUCGAUAAGCUACUUGUUACCCGAUUUAAUUUAGGUGAAGAAACCCACUCUGCGCACUCCGUGCCGAUACACGGGUAGGUCCAUAUUGCCAUUGCAACGCCCAAAAUUUUACAACGUCUUAUCGUUCCCUCUUCAACUUUUCUAACCUACCUCAUACCUCCUUAGGUACCUACAAUUUACAACCACAACCACAACCACAACCCCACCUUCAGACAACCAUGGCCUCAAGAGCGUUGACACCUAUACGCGCCGCGGCCCGACGGGUACGCACAAUAUCAAUUCCCCAAUCUCAAACGCAACCAUCUAUCCGGACUCUCGUUAGCACCUCGAAAUCCAAGGCGGCGUCCACCGUCUCCACCAGGGCCCCUGCCUCCUCUACAUCGACGCCAAAGUCCAGCUCAACACCUCCCUCUCCGGAAGCCGCAGCCCCGUCAGAGACGCGAACCCCCGUCCCCGCCGUCUCAGGCGUGCCCCUCCCCGACGCACCGGGCGCCGAGGAACCAAACUCCGGCGACCCAAUCGACUGGACGCAGUCGUACCACGGCCUCGGGACAUCGGCAUUCUCGCCUGAGACCUCAACAGUCUUGCAGGCGCGCCUUAAUCCUGAAGACAUCGAGGUCAAGCCUGAUGGUAUCAUUUACCUCCCCGAGAUCAAGUAUAGACGGAUCCUAAACACCGCGUUUGGACCCGGUGGCUGGGGUCUGGCGCCCCGGGGACAGCUCAUGGUUCACGAUAAACUAGUUACGCGGGACUAUGCGCUUGUUGUGCACGGACGAUUCGUAGCUCAAGCCCGAGGCGAGAUGUCCUACUUCACCGAAGAAGGCGUCUCGACGGCGGCCGAGGGAUGCAAGUCCAACGCGCUGAUGCGGUGCUGCAAGGACCUAGGCAUUGCGUCGGAGCUGUGGGACCCGCGCUUCAUCCGCAAGUUCAUGAAGGAGCAUGCUAUGCAAAUCUGGGUUGAGCACGUUGUCACCAAGAAGAGGAAGCAGAUCUGGUUGCGCAAGGACGACGAGGUCCGCUAUCCUUUCAAGAAGACGUCCUAGUUAAUAAAUUUCCGUGGGAUAUUCUGAUAUAAGACGAUGGGCAACGUCGGGGUUAGAUUUUGUUUGAUGGGGGAUGCUGUACGAUAUCACGAGGUGGGAAAUAUACCCCGAGGAAUUCUACACUCCAGACAUGGGCAGGGAAGCUUACUACGCAGCUCUUGCCCUGAGCUAUAACAUGCAUAUUUAUGGCUCUAUGAUGUCACGUAUAUUAACAGUC